GUCUACUUAUGCUCGAGCACUCUUGCCCAGCCUCUAAUAAGAGCCCGAUCGGAUCCCAUGAGUAUGGGGUAACAGCUGUAGCGAGACCUGAGUAAUCGUAUUACCACGUCGUUGGGGAUAUGACAAGGAUUAUGAUCCUAUCACGGGAGCGUGGCUCCGCUCUCUCGGGACUGGGUAUCUAUCUCUGGCGAUCGUCCUAUCCUUACUCAUCCACACCAAUUAUUUUAUAUGUCCGUAAAAUGAUUACUCUUACCUGAACAUAUAAAAUAUCUCUUCUUAUUCUUAUGUAAGUGCUGCAUACCUAGACAAAAUCUGCGAGUGUCCCUUUCGGACUUCUCGGUUACAAAAGCCCCAGUACGGUAUACGUAGCCGCAUAUGUGGUCGAAGAGUCUGGUAUAAAGACGAAUCUUGCUUCUCUAAGCGGUAAAUUACGAUACCUUCAAUGGAUUUCAGUGAAUGGGGGAAGCCGAGCAAGGAGUGGCUCGCCUUCGCAGCGGCCAACGAGGCAGUCUUGUCCUAUUCCGAAGAUCAUCUAUCGUUCCUAGAGCAGCAGGAGAACGCGAAUAAGCUGCGCGGUCACGGGGCCAGGGUCCUCGUCAAGACAAGUGGCGUGGACAAGCUUGUGGCGACAGAGGACUACGUUGUGCCUACGCGCGAUGGCAAUUCUAUCACCAUACGUAGCUACCGGCCGAUCUUGUUAGGGUCUGCUGCGCUACCGGGCUAUGUGUAUUUUCACGGCGGCGGUUAUAGCAUUGGCAGCCUUGACACGGAGGUGUUCGCCUGCUCGUGGCUAGCCCACGCGCUGUCCAUUACGGUUGUGCAUGUAUGCUAUAGGCACACACCGCAGGUCAAAGGAUUGACGCCGUGGCACGACGCCUUGGACGGCUUCGAGUGGGUCGCCACACAUACCGAGAAGUUGGGGAUUAACCCUUCUCGGCUCAUCGUAGGUGGGAUUUCCGCCGGCGGUUCGUUGGCGGCGCGUGUUGUGCAGGAUGAGCUGCGGUGGGCGCGCGAAACAGGCACAAGCUGUCGCAUAAAGGGCCAAUUCCUGGGUAUUCCAAAUGUUUUCCAAUACGAGGCCUUUCCAUAUCACCUCUUUGCUGGAAAGGAAAAGACAUCGAUCUUUCAGUGCCGGGAUGCUGCCAUCCUCUCGGAAAAGCGUAUAAAGUUGUUACGCGAGCUACUUGGCAGCGAGGUUGAUCCCCACGAUCCGAUUUGGAAUCCUGGUCUUACUGAUGAAGAGGAGCUGCGAAGUAUGCCCCAGACUGCCUUCCUCAUUUGUGGCUGGGACCCGCUCCGUGACGAGGGGCUAUUAUACGCGCAAAAGUUGAAGAAUGCUGGUGUCAGGACCAAUGUCCACAUAUUCCCUGGCCUCCCCCAUGCUUUCAACGCUUUCCUACAACUCCCCUCCUCCAAACUUUGGAGUGAAGCUAUGCUCGGUUGUCUGCGUUGGGCAAUGGCAGAUGAGGAUGGAUGGAUUAUUGAAGACGCUCCCGUGAUACCGUGAGGUAUGAACGGAGCCCUAGUGCAUCACAGCUCAGGAGGUACCGGCAUUCUGCAGAAAGGACAAUAUCGACACAACCGUUUCUAGGGUUACUUCCACUUCGAUGGAAAUCGAGGCUUGAAAUCGACUCCCCAAAGUCAUUCAUGCUCUACCAAAAAUGAGAUGAGGCCUAGGAUGUAUGAUACGCCGCCACGACAGCUUAAUGAUCCUUAGGAGAGCAGGGUGUGACCUUGAAGGGCCCGGAGACAUAGCAAUGCCACCUCGAAGUUAGGCUGUGUUGUGUACUUAGUACCAAAUGAUGAAAUGUAUACUGGUAGCCUUAUCUCUAAGGUUAUACCUUCAGACGUGGGCUCCACCCAAAAUCCCAACCCUCAGGCUACUAUUCCCCC
Hypoxylon fragiforme is the source of this 1893-nucleotide messenger RNA. RefSeq names its product alpha/beta-hydrolase. Gene Ontology annotation, molecular function: hydrolase activity. NCBI's taxonomy places the organism in Eukaryota, Fungi, Ascomycota, Sordariomycetes, Xylariales, Hypoxylaceae. The record is from RefSeq and is a predicted model, not a curated record. The transcript is spliced from 2 exons. Bases 443 to 1507 code for a protein of 354 amino acids.